Oncorhynchus gorbuscha (pink salmon) is the source of this 2028-nucleotide messenger RNA. RefSeq names its product histone-lysine N-methyltransferase PRDM9-like. Gene Ontology annotation, cellular component: nucleus. Gene Ontology annotation, molecular function: protein binding. The transcript is spliced from 5 exons. Lineage: Eukaryota; Metazoa; Chordata; Actinopteri; Salmoniformes; Salmonidae. Bases 329 to 1258 code for a protein of 309 amino acids. The record is from RefSeq and is a predicted model, not a curated record.
UUGGGUACUACUUGACUGCUAUUAGAAUACUACUAGAAUAAUACUAUAUCUAACUGACAGGAAACAGUCCACCUAUAUCAAUGGGUUGUUUUCUUCCCUUCAUGCUUUAGACUGUGGAAUACCGCAGGGCAGCUUCCUUGGGCCACUUCUUUACUUAAUAUAUACCAGCGACAAAUUCUUAUCUGAAACUCAAGCUACCAUAUAUUUUGGUGGUAUUUUUUUAAUUUAACAUUUAUUUAACUAGUCAAGUCAGUUAAGCCCUGUCCCUCCAUCCCCGUCCUUUGGUCCUCAGCGGCCCCCCAGUGGCGAGGAGGCAGGACCCAGUAAUAUGGUGACAAAACCCGCCCAGCUAUUAAUGGAGGAGCUGAUAGAAGAAGAAGUGGCCUUCCUCAGAGACGGCAGCCCAGCAGACACCCACAGUGGAGUACAGGAGGGGCUAGGAGCCACGGAGGGUCAGAGUGAAGCGACCCCCAGCACCAGUGGAGGGGAGGCAGGGAGUUCCACAAAGCAAGGGGCUCGUUUGUUGUACCCCAAACCAUCAACCUCAGGCCUGUCUAAGAGAGAGUGGCUGGAAAGGCAGAAAGCAGAGCUGAACACAUACAAGCGCAGCAGAAAUCUGAGAGACAGACCAAGAAUCACUUACACAGAGGAGGAGGUCCCCAAAGAUGAUCACUACCUCUUCUUUCUCUGUCUCUCCCCCUCUCUUCUCAGGUAUGUGAACUGUGCUCGUGGUGAAGAAGAGCAGAAUCUGGUGUCCUUCCAGUACAGAGGAGGGAUUCUGUACCGCUGCUGUAAGCCCAUAGCUGUUGGAGAGGAGCUGUUGGUUUGGUACGGAGAGGAGUACGCCAGAGACCUGGGCAUUGUCUUCGACUACCUCUGGGACAAAAAGAGCUCUGCUAAAGAUGUGAACGCUGAGUCGUCCCAGGUCCAGAUCUUCUCGUGCUCUGGCUGUCCGUUCUCCUUCACCUCUCAGAUCUUCCUCCACAAGCACAUAAAGAGAAGUCACCAUGAUGAGUAUGUCAGACUGUUGAGGAGUGGAGAGAUCAGAUCAGAGAAUCUCAUGUCCUCCAGCAACUCAACACAGCACCAUGGAACCACCUCAAGUUCCUCCAACCCAGCUCCCACCAGGAAACAGAGCAAGAUGGACAAGCCACGAUCAAACCACUGCUCUCAGUGUGGGAAGAGUUUCACUAGAGGGGAUAGUCUCAGAACACACCAGCUCACUCACACAGGAGAGAAGCUGUUCCACUGCUCCUAGUAUGGGAAGAGUUUCACUACAGGUGGUAAUCUCAGACACACCAGCUCACUCACACAGGAGAGAAGCUGUUCCACUGCUCCUAGUGUGGGAAGAGUUUCACUACAGGGGGUAAUCUCAGACACACCAGCUCACUCACACAGGAGAGAAGCUGUUCCACUGCUCCUUGUGUGGGAAGAGUUUCACUACAGGGGGUAAUCUCAGACACACCAGCUCACUCACACAGGAGAGAAGCUGUUCCACUGCUCCUAGUGUGGGAAGAGUUUCACUACAGGGGGUAAUCUCAGACACACCAGCUCACUCACACAGGAGAGAAGCUGUUCCACUGCUCCUAGUGUGGGAAGAGUUUCACUACAGGGGGUAAUCUCAGACACACCAGCUCACUCACACAGGAGAGAAGCUGUUCCACUGCUCCUUGUGUGGGAAGAGUUUCACUAGUGGGGGUAAUCUCAGAAGACACCAGCUCACUCACACAGGAGAGAAGCCGUUUCACUGCUCUCAGUGUGGGAAGAGUUUCAGUCAGUCAGGACAUCUAAAGGGACACCAGUGUUGUAAAAAGAGUAAAGAAGUGGAACUUUAGAUUCUCUUGACAUUGGGACAGUGAUUUAAUAGAAGUGUAAAUGUUCCAUCAUGAAACAUGCGUCUUUAUAUAGACACUGUUGAACUAUUCUGUUCUAAAAGUCCUGUAUUAUUUGACACACAUACAUGUACUAAUCAUAUUGUAAAGCAGUGGUGUCCAAGGCAUUCCUAGUCAAUCGCCAAACAUUUCUAUU